Messenger RNA from Paramormyrops kingsleyae, 7547 nucleotides. RefSeq names its product polypyrimidine tract binding protein 3 (gene ptbp3). The record is from RefSeq and is a predicted model, not a curated record. Gene Ontology annotation, cellular component: nucleus. NCBI's taxonomy places the organism in Eukaryota, Metazoa, Chordata, Actinopteri, Osteoglossiformes, Mormyridae. Gene Ontology annotation, molecular function: RNA binding. Gene Ontology annotation, biological process: mRNA processing.
CUCGCUUGGCGACUAGUAGCUGAGAGAAAAGCUGCGCCUUAAAUGAAACAAAACGCGUGAAUCCUGCGCUUCCACCAUCGCCUUAUGGUCUAAAUCUGUACAAUUACAGAUCACCCUGGACACCAGCUGAGUCCUGGAGAGCCACAGUGGAACAUCUAAAACCUUCAGACAUCAAUCCUGGUUGCUCAGCUUGCCGAUCGCAGUCACAUAAUUUUUGUAAAAAGGGAUGCAUUUUUCGGGGCGAAAACCAGCCUUUGGGCAUACUGGAUGUCAUUAUCCUUUGUCAUGCUGAAAAAUGAGUGCCUUGCUGCACAGGGAAGCCAUUUUGUGUGCUGAGGCUCCUCUCGAUGCCCGCACUUCUGCGCUCACGUCAGCGGCAGGAAGCGCACCUCUGGCCGAAGCGGGGAGACGCGGGGCUCCGCUCCAGAGCAGCACCCGGACCUGCGGGUUUCACCGACACCUCCGUUCCUCGGCUCUCCUUUCUGUGCGAUGGAUGGUGGGGAUCUGAGGAGUUUCUUUCUUCUGGUUUCACAUACCGCCAUCUACCAUGAGCAGUUCUACUCCAUCUACAGCUAAUGGCAACGACAGCAAGAAGUUCAAAGGAGACAGGUCUCCGUGUGGCCCCUCCCGUGUGCUCCACGUGCGGAAGAUUCCCACUGAGGUCUCCGAAGCAGAGAUAAUCUCCCUCGGAAUUCCCUUUGGCAAAGUCACUAACCUGUUGAUGCUUAAAGGGAAAAACCAAGCCUUCAUAGAAAUGGCUUCAGAAGAAGCAGCAAUCACAAUGGUGAACUACUACACGUCUGCCACCCCACACAUCCGCAAUCAGCCUGUUUUUAUCCAGUAUUCCAACCACCGGGAGCUGAAGACUGACAACCUGCCCAAUCAGGGGAGAGCCCAGGCAGCCCUGCAGGCAGUGAACACGCUGCAUUCUGGGAACAUGACCCUGACCAGCUCUGCGUCGGCCAGUGAGGGCGCUCUCCUGCCCGGCCAGAGUCCCGUGCUGCGCAUCAUCGUGGAAAACCUCUUCUACCCUGUCUCGCUGGAGGUGCUCCACCAGAUAUUCUCCAAGUUUGGGACCGUCCUGAAGAUCAUCACCUUUACCAAGAAUAACCAGUUCCAGGCUUUGCUCCAGUACUCAGACUCUGUGAAUGCUCAGCAUGCCAAAGUGACACUGGAUGGUCAGAACAUCUACAACGCCUGCUGCACCUUGCGUGUGGAGUUCUCCAAGCUGACCAGUUUGAACGUCAAGUACAAUAAUGACAAGAGCCGGGAUUUCACACGUCUGGACCUCCCAUCUGGUGACGGCCAGCCCACGCUGGAGGCUGCCAUGACAACCCCUUUUGGUUCUUGUCACGAUCAUUUUACCCUGGCCGAUGUGCUCAGAAGGGGAGAGAUCACCGGCAGCUGGGUUGUUGGGGCUCCUGGUAUCAUCUCCUCUCCCUACACCGGAGGUCCGGGAUUCGCUCCCAGUAUUGGCUUCACCCAGGGAGCAGCUCUUCCCGUCUGCCCAGGACUGUCCAUGCAGUCAAUGCCCGGCAGUCUCGGGCCUUUGGCCAUCCCGACAUCAGCAGUGACGGGGAGGAUGGCACUCCAUGGGAUAGCCCCCACUGCUAUGCACUCGGUCCUCCUGGUGUCCAAUCUCAAUCCCGAUAGUAUAUCACCACAUGGACUCUUCAUCUUGUUUGGGGUCUAUGGGGAUGUGCAGAGAGUAAAAAUUCUCUUCAACAAGAAAGAAAAUGCCCUGAUACAGAUGGCCGAUGCCACACAGGCACAGCUUGCAAUGAGCCACUUAAAUGGGCAGAGGCUUCAUGGUAAGGUCAUCCGCGUGACAAUCUCCAAGCACCAGACUGUCCAGCUGCCCAGGGAAGGUCAGGAGGACCAAGGGCUGACUAAGGAUUUCAGCAGCAGCCCAUUGCAUCGCUUCAAGAAGCCUGGCUCCAAGAACUUCCAGAAUAUUUUCCCUCCUUCUGCGACUCUUCACCUUUCCAAUAUCCCGCCCUCAGUGACGGAUGACAUUCUAAAAGACCUCUUUGCUGGCACUGGGUACACAGUAAAGGCCUUCAAAUUUUUCCAGAAAGACCACAAGAUGGCUUUGAUCCAGCUUGGCUCUGUGGAAGAAGCCAUCCAGGCGCUGAUUGAUCUGCACAACCAUGACCUGGGGGAGAACCACCAUCUCAGAGUGUCCUUCUCCAAAUCCACCAUCUAACAGCCACUUUUGCACACGGAAACUUUUACUCCCUGGCCUUCAGGAGAAAAAAAGUGAUCAGCUGAUUUAGAACUAGCAAUUUAUGGAAAAAAACAUAAUAGAUUCAUUUUGAUAGUUAGAUUUUAAAAAUGGAAUAGACUUCGAACGUUCAGAGAGGAACGCAUGGUGAAGGCCAGUUCUGGAUUCAGGGGAGGAUCUUUAACAUCCUUGUGCGACCAUCGCCUCGGGUGUUGCGCUUCGGAACCUCCUUUGGUGGACUAGUCGGGGGUCAGUGUAUCAGGGGAGGUGCCUCUGGAACCCUGGGGUUCACUUUCACACUGAUGUUUGACGGCACGUGGACCGUGACCAAAUGCUGCAUCUACAAAACUAGCCAUUUUGGUUUGAAGAGCCAUGAGCAGGAGGGAGCGGUGAGUUGUCAGGCCUGGAUUCAGCCCUCUCAGCGGAAGGGCAGUGACACCUUUCAUUUCCUGUGGUAUUCAUGCCAAGUGUCUUGCUGUGGUUGGAGGUUAUCGCACAAGGGCCACUGUUGGGGCGACGACUGGCGCCUAGGACUCGCCUGCGGAUUCCCUGACAAGAACGCUGCAGCGCUGCAGUUUCGGAACAACCCGAGACCAGGCUGCCGUCUUAUUUAGUCUUUAUUUAAGGAACGUUUUGCACCUUCAUCACUUACUUUACUGUGCAAAGGCUUUUAGACACAGAAGUUGGUUAUUUGUGAAAACUGACGGCAAAUAAAUGUGCUUUUCGUCCGCUCCUCUAAAUGAGGUUUGCGGACGGAGCUGGCAUGUUGGCGGAGGUCCACCUCACGUAUGCAGUCGCCGGCGAUGGCAGCGAGAUCACGGCGGCGUGGACGUGCGGAGUGGAGUGGCCACGCCAUGAUCAUACUGGAACACUCAUACACUCGGUGCUCAGGUGAAGAAAAACCGUGGAAUCAUGAAUGUGAAGAGACUGGAGAAGGGUGACUGUCAUUAGUCUAGGGUAUGUAGGUAAACCAGUACAUUCGUUUGAUCACUUUACCAGAUGAAUCUGUAACGUGUAGCAAGUGCUACCUUCUCUGAGAACCUGUAGCCUUGCCUUAAUUCAUUUCUCAGCUCCUUUCAUCUUGGUUUCUGUUGCUUUGUUCUUUCGGUUGUUUCCUUAUGGCAAAAAAUACCCCCCUUCCCCCAUUUGCCUUGCAGUGUUACUAAUUAAACCAAACCUUGCAUGUGUGCCUAGAAUUGGAGAUGAGUACACCAGGGAGCUACAGGAAAAGAAGAGUAUCACUCUCAUGGUAUAGAAGAGAAGGGGAGUAAAUAAGACUAUGGACGAUUGACUUGGGUCACUGGGUUGGGUAGCGAGUUACCUUUAACAUUCCAGGGAGGGUUGGCGUGAUCUGAGGUUCUUGUGAUGCAGUAGAAUUGUGCCUCUGUCCCCAAGGUCACCCACUGGCACCGUCUCCUCCUUACUCCUAGGAAAAGCGACAUGUAAGCAAAAGCAAGGCUGGGUUACUGUUUUCACCUAUACCUGGAGAGGUACAAAAGGCAAACAUUCAUUUUAAAACAUCCAAGCUUUUCCCUCUCUCACAAUUUUUUUUUUUAAGUUUACAGUCUUAAAAUAAUUCAGGUCUGUAUAUUUUACAAAUUGUCAGGAUUUUUAAAAGGAAAAUUACUUAUUUUUGGUAAUAAGUUUUUUUAUGGAAGUGAAAAGAAAUCUGUAACUUCCUGGGUUUUUGUACCAAUAUAAUCACUCAAGAAAUCACAGAAAAAUCAUAUUACUGUGUCUUCACUUAAUUUCUUAUUAUGUGCCUUAUUAUGUGCUCAUAAUCAAAUAGAUUCUAGAAACCUUACCUAAGAUAUAUACUACUUUGUGGGGUUGGUGAGAGAGUUCCUUUGUUUUACUUGUCUUAAUUGGAAGUGUAUGUGUGUGUGUUGUUGUUUUUCAGUGCACAUAGUGGAUUGAAUGGUUAACUAGACAUACAGUGUGUGCUGUGGGCUUCUAACCCUUCCGAUUAUGGCAUCUUUUAUUAUGUGAAGAUGAAACAAUUUUGGAGGCAAAUUGCUGAUGGAUCUGAACUUCAUUCUUUGGAAAUGAUUAGCAAACCUUGUUUGGGACUUGCAUUGGCAUUUCAGCUGAACAAGUUUGUUCAUAUCCCAGUGCCUAAAUCAGCCAUCAUUGGCACAGGACCGAUGCCAGUGGGCUUCUCUCCCAGAGAGCUCAUUCAGACACGUGCCUGAAAUAUGUAUUUAUGGUGCAAAUCAUCUUCUCCCUUCCACUGUUGGAGAGAAACCAAUGAGAUCACAUUUACACGACAAUACGCUUCAUUUUCAAUGGUGCUUUGCAUUCUAUUAAAGCCUCUUUAUUUUCCUGGGAACUUUGAAAGGAGAUAGUGGUUCGGAUGAACCUACACUUUCUGAGGAGUUUGUUAAGCUGAUGGAGUAGGAUACAAUUGUGAACUCAUACAGAUAGGGCAAAAUUAUGGCUUGCUUAUUUGUCUGAAAAUUGAGACAACCCGAUUAUCUGACAGAAACCGUAGGAAAUUCUGGGUGUUCAUGUGAAAUCUGUGCACAGAGGGCCUGAUUGAAGCUCGUGAGGCCAGGAACCCCUGCUGAUGCCAUGCUGUUCUUCAUUAUGGUAGAUACACAGGACCAGAAAUGGCUUUUCUGCAGAUGUUUCAUGUAGAUUUUUCACUGUAAUGUGGGCUUAAACUUUAUCAGACUGCAUUGUGAAUCACAAAUAAUCAAAUAUGUCCUUUGAUUAAUCUGGUUGUAUUAAUGAGAUACGGCCUUUAAUGUACUCUAACUCUGUGGCAUUUGAUCACAUUUCCAGUUAUAAGAUUAUGAAUACAUUACAGCUCAAGGACUUUGUAAAUAGUCAUAGCAGUUAACAUUAAAAGAUUAGUUUCUUUUCAUUACAUCUCCUUACGGGUUCCUUGUGGCGUAUUUGCUAUUUUCAAGGGCUAUUUCAGUAAAAGAUAUUGCAUGCCUUAAAUAUAACAGAAGCUGCCAUUAGUCAGUGCUGCUUAAGUUCAAUUAACGUAUUAUUGGAUUUGUUAUUGUAUGUAAAUGCAAUGCAAGGACCAAAUGAAUUGAUCAUGCCAAUGGCAGGUGGACCAAGGUGCAUUAAAUGCUAUCAUUAUGAAUAAUUUGGAAUUAGAUCUGACCUAACAACUAAAGUUUAAAAAAAUAAAAAAAAUAUUUAGAAAAGCACCCUCCUUGAAAUUCAUCUAAACUAACUACAAAAUGUGUUGCGGAUACUAAAUUUGGGGGAAAAACAUGCGACAAAAAAUGAAUAUUCGAUGCAUCAAAAUCAAUCACAACAGGUACACUAGUGAUGUUCUUAAGGAAGUUCUUGUGACACGAAAUAGGCACGGUUGCAGACGUAAGAGAAUCUCGUGCCUGUCAUUGUUCACAGUCCCUCUUGCGUUGCUUCCGUGUGAAGUCAGUGAAAAUCAGUUUCCCCUCAAUAUCUGGAAGAUUCAUUUGGUGUGUAGUAGGGACUAAAAAAAGACGUACAGAUUUUUCAAAACUUUUCUGUUGAGGCCCACAGCACAGAGCGUCCCUUUAAGAAUGCUUUGUUUGGCCCUUUUGUGUGAAUCUGUCUGAGAUGCAUCUUCAUGAUUGUUACGUAGGGAUGUAACCAUUCACUGUAUAAUAUACAUAUAUAUAAAUAUAUAUAUAUUUUAUUUUUUUUCGUUAUUCUAGCUUGUUGAUUUAUCUUUGGUGUGAUGUUUUAAAGAAGGUGUGAAACUGCUUUGGGUUGUCCUCUGUCAUUGUUUCAUCGCAGGGUUUGGGUUAUCUAUUACUUUCGGGGGAAAAAAAUAAAAAGCUUAAUCCAGGUCAUUCCUGGCAAACCAUAUUUAUUUUAAAACCGAUCGGGGGAUGUGUAGGCAUCUCUAAGCCUGAAUUGGCUGCAUUGGAUCUUUUUUCCCCCCCCCCAUUCAAUAACUGAUUUUUCUUCUGAGUCUUUUUUUUAAUGAUUAAAAAGUCAGAUUUCAAAACCAUCUGGGAGCAAAAUGACCACAGACACAAGACUUUUGGGUCUUUUUAGUUAUUUUGUGUUCAGUCUUAAGGAUUUAGAUCGAAGAAGCUCAUUCACAUUUUAAAGUACCUUAUUAAUCAGCUAAACACAAUAUUCAUAUUUACCUUAUUAAAAAAAAAAACAUAUAAAACCGGACCAAAGUUUUUUGUGCCUUUUACAGACCUUAAUUACAUAUGACCUUAUUCUUUUUUACUGUCAAAAAUCGUGUAAACAGUGUCUUGCUUUUCAAAUUGUAUGUGAUUGAAUAACUAAAAAAAAGAUUCCAAGACAGUCUUUUAAAUAAAUGUGUUUAUUUUUUUAUUAAGUAUGGCACAAGAUUGUUUGAAGUCCAGUCAUAAUUUUAUUUAUACAGAAGACAUAUUAUUAAGACUAAUUUAUUUGCAUAUUUGGCUGUUCUCUCGCUCUUUGUCAGUGUCUUGACAAAGCCACAUAUGCAUUUGAUAAUUUUCUCAUUUAUUUAGUCGUUUUAAUGAGAAUGGCUGUUUAAAUGGAAAUAUUCCCAGGAUCUCUCUGAAUGGGGUCAAACCUGUAUCUUAGUUUGCAAUGUACAAUGUGUCACUGAAGAAAAUUGAUUGUUUUAAAAGCUUUAGAAAAAAAAAAAUCACUAAGCAAGUCUACAGACACCAAAGGAGUAUUUGAAUUUGAGCUUUGUGCAAACCAUCGAGUUAAAGAUGCAGAUGAAUAAACCUUAGCUUCAUUUGUGUCAUGAAAAUUAAACGCUAUUUUAACAGUAAAAUUCUUAUCCCUUGCGUAAAUGCCUGGUCUCAAUGGGAGGAGCAUACUCAAUCCCUGGGGACGUGAGCCUCAAGUUCAUUUUUAGCCUCAGUUUUUUUUUUCCCACGCAUUUUUCAGUUGGACAUGUGAUAACACCAUUUUGUUUGAAUGUUCAUUACAAUAAGGAAACAAAUGCUGUACAUAUAUUUUCCCCUUUGUUUUCCUUAUUUUUCCUUUGUUUCCAGUGUUUGGGAACAAAAAUAUAUAUUUUGCAAUAUAAAGAAAAAAACAGACUUUGUCUUGUGCAUUUUUACUGAGUUUCCAGAAGCAGCUUUCCUUUGUAAAGCAGUAACUGUGGCACCAUUGGUCAGGAGAGAGUGGUUUCCACUGUUGACUUAAUGUAAUGACAUGCAACUAGAGGUUUGAUUAAAGAAACAUGUUUUCUAAUUUUGCAGUGUGCAUGGUGUUUCUGUAUUUUAUAGAAGACAGUUUGGGUUUGUAUUGCCUAUAAUAAUAUUGCUAUUACUAUGAAUACUACUCCAGAUACUACUCUGCUUACUUUCUCCCUAACUUCAGUUGUAGCAUGCCUUAAAUAAAUGUAAUGACAUCGGUA